CUCCCCCUAGCCGCAUAGUAGCGACGACACCGUUGCGGUCGGUGGCCGGCCUGAAACCGCGGGCGGGUCGGGAUGAAUCGGCUGGGCGCUGGAAGGCGUGUCGCGGGAGGACCGAGGAAAGGGUUGGCCGCUCGGUCGCCUUUUGUUUGGAGGCGCCCGAGAGAAUAACGGGGGCCGCCGUUUGAAACGGGGUUCGAGUGCGGAGUUCCCUCCCGCGUUGCCAGCCCGGUUUCUUUCGACUUCUUUAAAAAACUUCCAAUUGCUGUCAUGCUUUGAGGAAACGUCUAAAUUUGUCAUCAGUCCCCAACAAGACGCGGAGGGAUGCAGUUGUGAUGGGCUCCAGCAUUCAAGAAAAAAUUGACUUUGAAAUGCGAAUGCGAGAAGGAAUUUGUAAACUGCUUGCUGUGACCACACAAAAAGACCAGAGGUUGCAUGCAAUUAAAAACCUGAUGGUUUGCAAUGCUCGCAUCCUGGCCUAUAACACAGAGCUACAGAGGCAACAGAGAGCGUCGACCAGAAAUAGAAAUACAGGGCGGCGUUCAGAUUUUGCUGCUAAAGAUCGAGAAGCUUGUCGGGGCAAAGUUGCCAUAUCAGACCUUCGAAUACCAUUGAUGUGGAAAGACUCUGAUCACUUCAGCAACAAAGAAAGAACUCAGCGUUAUUCAGUUUUUUGCUUAUUCAAAAUAGGAGCCCAAGUUUUCGAUACAGAUUUGCUUAUUGUGGAUAAAGCAAUAACAGACAUCUGCUUUGAAGGUGUAACUGUUUUUGAGGAAGUUGGGCCAGACUUCCAGCUGAAACUUGAAGUCUAUAGCUGCUGUUGUACUGAAGAGUCUUCUAUCAUUCCGAACACUCCCAAAAAGUUAGUCAAGAAACUGAAAACCUCAAUUGGCAAAGCUACUGGGAGGAAACUCAGCUCUACCUCAGAAGAUGACAACCCUGAAUUGUUAUGCCUCAGUGACACAGUUGUACUGGGUGCAAAGUAUAACUUGCUGGCACAUGCAACUUUGGGGCUGGAAAGUGUUGAGGACAGUUUCAAGACUCACAAUCUAACUAUUGUGGGAAAUGAGGAAUCAUCUUUUUGGCUUCCCUUGUAUGGCAGCAUGUGUUGUCGUUUAGUUGUUCAACCAUCCUGCAUGACCAAGGAUAUGAUGGCAGGGUUCCUCAAUCAACAGCAAAUGGUAGGGAAGUUGACUUCCUGGAGGAGACUAUACUGUGUGCUGAGAGGUGGAAAACUCCUUUGUUACUAUACACCAGAAGAAAUAGAAGCUAAAGUGGAGCCCGCUUUGACCGUUCCUGUUAACAAGGAAACCAGAAUCCGUGCUGUGGAUAAAGACAGCCAGAAAAAAGCCAAAAACAUUUCUAUUAUCAACCCUGAGUCUGGGGAGGCCGUGACUCAGAUUUUUGCAGUUGAAAGCCGGGAAGACCUUUCUAAGUGGACAGAAGCUUUUUGGCAACACUUCUAUGAUUUCAGUCAGUGGAAACACUGUUGUGAAGAAUUCAUGAAAAUUGAGAUUAUGUCACCACGGAAACCACCAUUGUUCUUGACAAAAGAGGCAACUUCAGUUUACCAAGAUAUGUGUAUUGAUUCCCCAGUAAAACAUGAAGGAUCAAUUGAUAUAGUGCAACGAAAAAUAGAGGAAGCCCAUGGGAAGUUUCGGGUUGGCCAAGAAGAACAGCGUGUGCCCCCUCCAUGGGCUGCCAUGUUUGAAAGUUCUCACCAGAUGCUUGUGCAGAAAAACAGGAUUCCAGGCACUAACAAAGAAAUUGUACCCCCUAAUGAAAGCAAAGGCACCAAAAGACGAGCGCCUCUCCCACCAUCUGAUAAACCACCAUACAGCUCAGCAGUACAAACACCAUCUAUCCAAUUGGACAAGGAGAACAUUGGGAAGAAUUCUCUCGCACAUAGGGUCUGUUCUUUUGAUUCUGGGCAGACUUCCUCACCGCAUUUGCAGAGACCUAUUAUGGCUCCUUGCAAAUCAGUUACUUGCUGGAAAGGUACUUCCGCCGAUGAUAAAACUUCUGCCUCUUUUCCUACAAAGCCUGUUCCUGCUCCUAGGCAGAAAUUGGCCCAAGAGCUGCUUGUGUCUAGAUCUCGAUUGCAAUCGCAGGAGUAAUGUUGAUGUUUGCUUUCAGUUCAAAAGAGAGGGAUGUUUCAUAAGCCAAGUUUACAAUAUUAUCACUGUUUACAAACUUUCACCAGAAUGCCAGGAAACGCUUUUUGUAACAUACAGUUAGGGUUCAAGGUUGUUGAGAUCAGAACAAAAAGAUUUAUUUAUUAGGGGAAAAAAUGACUGUUCCCCCCCUCCCCCCAUUCCUUUCCAAAGUUCUGUUCUGUUUGGCAGAGUCGAAAUGUAAACAGAUUCUUCAACAAAGAUACAAAUCAGUGGUCUCUCCCUUCCCUUUCUUUAAAUGAUGGAAAACCUUUAGACGACUCUGAACUGUUCUGAUCUCUGAAACAUCAUCUCUUUUUUAUAAUCAUAGUUGACCUAUGGUUUUCUCUCAGACUGUUUCAAAUAUGCACUCUUAACAUUGUGAAAUGCUGUUUAUCUGGCUCACACUUUGAGGUGAAUGAAGUUUUUCCUCCAGUUGUAAGAAUUAACUAAGUGACACACUGCUUGUAAAAGUCUACAUGCCCAUUCCCUAGACUCCCUCAAUGAUAAGGUUAUCUGUAUUUUAAAAAUGUGGUUCUACAUGAGGAAUCUUGCAAAAAUUGCGACAAGGAAGCCUGCUUGGCUGUAAACCCCACCCUCUGUGUUAAGUAUUUUCUAUUUAUUUUCCUGGGUUCAUUUGUACAAUGGGAAUGAAUUAUGAUGGGCAUGUUCUUGUGUCGGUGGUGGAUGGAGCCAAUAGGCAGCAUCUUGAUAUAUAUGAAAACAUCCCCUCUAUUGUUAAAUGCCAAUCAGAAUUAAACUCUAUGUUACAGAGUGGGAGGGGGGGAUGUAUGUUUUGAAGAUUUCUAUUUGGAUAGAUGUUCCUUUAGAGGAACAUUACCUUAUUAAGUUUAAAAAACCUCAGACAUCAAUUUGUGUUGCAAAGAUGAGCAGGAAAUGAGCAAACUUUCAUAUAAAACUGCAACAACCAAUGUGAAUUAAUUGGAACCAGCAGUGUACAAUAUAAAUUACAAAGGGUUUUUUUUUAAAAAAGGUUCUGUUCUCAAAUGUCAUCCCUAUAUUUUCUUCAUGUGUUUCAGUUUUAAUAAGGAAAUGGCUGCUUAUUGACUUCUGUUUAGUAAGAGAGGUCUGUAAGAAUUCAAGAGUUUCUAGGUACAUUAGCAUGCUAUUUUAAUGGCAUCGUUGCUGUGAUUUUAACCUGUGUUUCAUGUUAUGAAGUUCUGUGUGUAAGAUGCAGGGUGUUCUUAAUGUGGUUUGGAAGAUCCAUAAUCUCAUGUUCUCUGUGUUCAUAGAUAUUCAUGGAGCAGCAGAAAUAAAGAUAAUGUAGCAGAGGGUUAGUAUGACAUUAAUGCUCUCUAAUCCUUUAAUGAGUAUAGUAGAAUCCUUUUAAUUGGCACAUUUCUGUUAGCAGUAGGGAGUGCCAAUUAAGCAAUCUUCUCAAUUUUAAGACUCUCAGGAAUAUGCUGAGCUUAUUGAUAUUUGCUUUUAUUCCAUGCCUUGAACUACGGAUUAGCAAUGUGCAAAGCAUUCCAAAUUCCUGCAUCUUUAUUUCAUUAAAAAGCUGCAAUAGCACAGAGAAGCUCCAUGAAAUAUGUCCAUAGAGCAAGCCUUGCUUUCACUAAUGCGGCUCUAAAGCAUUUUGCAACUGUGACUGAACUUGCAAGGCAGCACUUAGCUAUAGAAUUCAUUCACUGUUAAUUAUUUUGUAUUUUUAACCACACAGUCACACUGCUAGGAAGCCUAUUUGUGUGUACUUUACAUUUAGGAACAGCAGAAAAUCUUUGGGACAAAAAAGAAAUCACCUUUCCCUUGUUUAUUGUAGCACCUUUAAGGUUCUGAGAGGCAACACAGGCAUUCCUUUUCCAGGAUAAAGAGUGUGUCAGGAUUCUCUUAGCCCAGUGUAAAAUGGCAGGGAAAACUCCCUGGUUCUUUUAGUCUUGGGACUGAAUUGCCUCUACUUCUUAAAGGGGCAGAUGUAAUAAGUGUUCUGCACCCUUUUCAGCAGGAGAAUCGGACUGAAGUUCAAGUUGGGGAGUGUAGAAAAUGGAGAGGUGGGGUUUAAGCAGUGGCAGGUAUACAUUUUGGGUACUACUGGGUGUUGUCAUGGUUCAAAUGAAUGAAAUAACUUGUAGCAAUACAACUCUUGCAAGGUAUGUGUUCACCAUGAGACACAUGAGUUGAAAAAUCUGUUUAUGCUUUAGGUUUUUGCAACAAAUGCUGGACAAUGUUACAUCAUAGCAUUUUGUAUAUCACUUUCUCAAAUUGACUCCAAGAUGGUCCUGAGCUGAGUUUUAGUCAGGCACAGGAAGAUUUCUACAAUGCAAAUGAAGGCUUGGCUGGGGUACAGUGGACAGGUGAUGAACCCUGAUGAGGGGCCACCUGGCUUAAAUCCCAGUUUAGUCAUGAAGCUCAUUGGGUAACCAUAAGAUCACCUCUCUUUCCCUAUCUGCACAAACUGGUUGUGAAGGUAAGAUGGGACAAUAUCAGCUACAGCAGACUAAGCUCUCUGGAGGAAGACUUUUAAAAGGUAUAAUGCCUAAAUUUUGUGGCUUGACGUGUCCUCACCUACAACCUCAUCCCUCAAUCUCAUUCCUGUUUGAUGACUCUUCACUGAGUAUGUGAACCUUCUCCCUUGAAAUGAAGUCUGUUUUGAAAGCUUUGAUUGGAGUUUGAUUUGUUGUCCUCUCUGUAAACUUUCCCAAACUGCAAGAACAGUAAGCCAGUCUAGAGGAAAUUUGCUCUAAAGUGGGAAUCUUUCUAUCUUGUCUAGGAACUUGUAACUAAUGAAGUAAAAAGUUGUUUAUAGCUAAAAUCUAUAAUUAAUAUUGCAGAUACUCUUUGUAUCAACCUGGCAUGUUAUAAAUGGAGUUCAUGUUUGGUAGUUCUUUGUGUGUGUGUGUACUGUUAGCCUAAUAUGUUUACAUUUUGGAAAGUCUGUUGGUGAUUGCUAGCUAUUUUUAAAGCCCGGUAUCUUACUAUAUGUACUUGAAAGGACUGUAAGCAAGCCUAGUAGUUUUUUAAAAAAUGUUUUGCUGCUAAAAUUUGCAUUGUUUGCCCUUUUGAGCUAUAUUGUCCUUAGAGAAAAGGUGUUUAUAACAAUUAAAUCUUGUGUUUGAGUACUAAUAAAUGUUCCUGUUGUUGCAAGAA
Sphaerodactylus townsendi is the source of this 5258-nucleotide messenger RNA. It is a transcript of the gene RTKN2, whose product is annotated as rhotekin 2. Bases 333 to 2114 code for a protein of 593 amino acids. The transcript is spliced from 12 exons. The record is from RefSeq and is a predicted model, not a curated record. NCBI's taxonomy places the organism in Eukaryota, Metazoa, Chordata, Lepidosauria, Squamata, Sphaerodactylidae. Gene Ontology annotation, biological process: signal transduction; hemopoiesis; positive regulation of cell population proliferation.